Molecule: messenger RNA, 3990 nt
Organism: Cannabis sativa
Lineage: Eukaryota; Viridiplantae; Streptophyta; Magnoliopsida; Rosales; Cannabaceae
Exons: 2
Coding region: 1-3990 (1329 amino acids)
Molecular function (GO): RNA-DNA hybrid ribonuclease activity; nucleic acid binding
Source: RefSeq, a predicted model, not a curated record
AUGACUCUUAUUAGUGGGAAUGCUCGAGGGUUGGGGAACUCUCGAGCAUUCAACCAGCUUUCCCUUUUGGUUAAGACUCACAGGCCGUUGGUUCUUUUUUUGAUGGAAACUAGACUCAAGACUCAUUCUAUCGAUCGGUUUAAGACUUCUUUGGGUUUUGAUUUUGGUUUAGAAGUCCCUAGAUUGUCUUAUGGGGGUGGCUUGAUGUUAUUAUGGAAAGCUGAUUGUACUGUUAAUAUUUUAAACUAUUCCCUUAAUCAUAUAGAUUGUAAUAUCUCUUUUGACUCUAAUGAUAUUUGGCAUCUUACUUGUUUUUAUGGUUCACCUGUGGAAAGUAAUAGGCGUUUUACUUGGGAUCUUUUGGAUAAGAUUUAUUAUAAUGCUCCUAAUCUUCCUUGGGCUAUUAUAGGUGAUUUUAAUAGUUAUUUGUUUAGUAGUGAUAAAUAUGGGGGUCGAGUUAGUUCUAAUUCUUAUUCCUCUUCUUUUGCUGAGUUUAUUAACAAAUUUUCUCUUAUUCCCCUCCCUUUCAUUGGUAAUAAAUUCACCUGGUAUAAUUCUAGUGUUAAAGAAAGAGCUCUUAAACUAGUUUUAGAUAAUAAUUCGUAUACUGUACCUAGUUUUGUCAAUAAACGGUUUAGAUUUGAAAAUAUUUGGUUGGAAGACCCUGAUUUUUAUUCUACUAUUAAAGAGGUAUGGUCUGAUCACUCUGUUCCAAUGUCUACCUCUGGGUUGCAGUUUUUCUUUAAUAAGCAACAACAGUGUGUUAAUCAUCUCAAGUCUUGGGGUAAAAAACAUAAUUCUCUCUUUAAGACCAAAAUUUCCCAACUUAACUUAGAAAUUGAUCAACUCCAAAAUAAGAUGGCCCUUACCCUUGAGGAGUCCCGUAGGCUUGGUCAUCUGAAGUCUGCUCUAGACUCUCUGCUGUAUAAAGAAGAGAUCUAUUGGAGACAACGAGCAAGGGUUAAAUGGUUGAAUGCUGGGGACAGAAAUACAAAUUUUUUUCAUAAACAUGCCUCUUUUAGGAAGAAAACGAAUACAAUCAAAUUUCUUAAAACUGAGGAUGGCUCUGUUGUGAAUACUCAUGAGGGGAUUGUAACUCUUAUCACUGACUAUUUUCAAAACCUCUUCUCUACCCAAGACAGUGAUGUGGAUGCUGCUUCUACUAUAUUUUCCUAUCUUAAUUCUGGGUUAGAGGAGUCUGAUGUCAGUUUCCUUGAUCAAGAAUUUACUCCGGAAGAGGUUAGGAGAGUUGUUUUUCAAAUCUCUGGUGAUAAAGUUGUAGGUCUUGAUGGCCUUAAUGCCUAUUUUUACCCAAAAAACUGGUCAGUUUUGGGGUCUGAUUUUACUAAGGCUAUCUUGGAUUGUCUUAAUAAUGGUGCGGACUUUGCCACGAUCAAUUCUUCUCUCAUUGUCCUUAUCCCUAAAAAGCAACGUGCUCAUUCUCUUAAGGACUUUAGACCUAUUAGUCUUUGUACCACCUUUUACAAAGUUAUCUCUAAAAUUCUUGCAAAUCGACUAAAGGUUGUUUUGGAUAAAAUAAUUUCCCCGAAUCAAAGCACUUUUAUCUCGAGUCGUAUCAUCUUUGAUAAUAUGCUCCUUGCUAAUGAGGUAGUUCAUGCCAUUAACAAUAGGAAGAAUGGGAAAGUUGGUUGGGCGGCCCUUAAGCUUGAUAUGUCAAAAGCUUUUGAUAGGGUUGAAUGGGACUUUCUUCAAAGUCUGAUGUAUCAUUUUAAUUUCCCUGUUAAGUUUGUUUCUAAUAUCAUGAAAUGCCUAACCACUGCUACUAUUUCUUUCUUUGUUAAUGGGGAGGUUUGUGGCAAAGUCUUUCCUACCAGAGGUUUAAGGCAAGGAGAUCCUCUUUCUCCUUACCUUUUUAUACUCUGUUCUGAAGGACUCUCUGCACUCCUUCAUCAUUCUCAGUGUCAAGGGGUCCUUAAGGGUGUUGCUAUCUCUCGCACUGCCCCUUCUCUCACUCAUCUGUUGUUUGUGGAUGAUAGCAUUCUUUUUUGCAUGGCUACGCCGUCUUCUUGUGAAGCUUUGAACUCAGCCAUUCAUACUUAUUCUCAAGCUUCAGGCCAAUUGAUUAAUUUUGAUAAAUCGUCCAUUUUGUUUUCCCCCAAUACUCAGGCUAAUGUUCGAGACAUGUUUAUGCAUACUUUUCAAUUGGUUGAUAAGCCUUUUAUCUCUAAAUAUCUCGGACUUCCUCAAUGUUUUUCGCGUGCUAAAUAUCAAUCUUUUGCUUUUCUUAAGGAUAAGGUUUUGUCUGUUAUCCAAUCCUGGCAUCAUAAAUGGUUUUCUAAGGCUGGCAAGGAAAUAUUGGUCAAGGCUGUCCUUCAAGCCAUUCCUUCUUAUGCUAUGGCUUGCUUUCGUGUUCCUACCAAAAUCUGCAAAGAACUUGAAUCGAUGGUGUCUAAGUUUUGGUGGGGCUCUUCCCCUAAUCGUCCUUCAAUUCAUUGGAAAAAGUGGUCUAUGAUCUGUCAAUCUAAAUUUGUGGGAGGUAUGGGUUAUAGGUCCCUGGUUCAUUUUAAUCAAGCCAUGUUAGCAAAGCAGGCUUGGAGAAUUUUCCAUACUCCUAAUUCUUUACUUAGUCUUACUCUUAAGGCUAGGUAUUUCCCACACACUUCUUUUCUUGAUGCUGUUCCAGGUCAUAGCCCUUCUUUCUCUUGGAGAAGUAUCAUGUGGGGUAGAGAUCUUCUUAAAAGAGGGCUUCUUUGGAAGGUAGGCAAUGGGCAAACUAUUAAUACACUUGAUGAUCGCUGGUUGCCUAAUUUUGCUCUUAAGAACUCUGAUUUGAUAGCCACUCUUCCUUCUCCUUCUUUGUCAUUUUUUAUUUCUCCUUCAGGUGCUUGGGACUUGAAUAAACUGAGAUGUUAUUUUCCUGAUUUCAUCAUUGAUCAUAUUUUGGAUAUACCUAUAGCGGGUCAUAUGUGUCCUGAUGUUCUAAUCUGGGGGAAGGAAAAUUCUGGGAUUUUCAGUGUUAAAUCUGCUUAUCAUCUUGCUAUUAGCUCUAGAGAUAUCCCCUCUUCUUCAUCUCCUUUGGGAAAUAAACGUUUUUGGUCUAAGCUCUGGUUCUCUCCUAUUCCUGCUAAGGUUAAGCAUUGUGUUUGGCGUAUUCUUCUCAAUUCUAUCCCUGUUGCUUCCAACCUUUAUCAUAGGCACAUCAUCCCUGCACCCUUGUGUCCCCUCUGUCAUGUAGCACCAGAAACGGUAACACAUGCUUUCCUUGAAUGUUCUAGAGUUAAAACUGCCUGGAAAAAUUCUUCCUUUUCUACUUUUUAUGCAGAACACAAGUCUUUGAACACCACUGCCUAUAUUUCGAAGGCCUUUGAGACUUUUGAUAAGCAAAUGCUAUGUACUUUCUUUUGUUUUCUCUGGAUGGUGUGGUCACAACGGAAUAAUUAUUUGCACCAUCAUAGAUGUUUGUCUCCAAUGUUCAUAUAUGAUCAUGCAGUUACUUAUUUGCAGGAUUUUGAGUCUGCCAAUCUUAAAGCUGAUGUUAGACGUAAUGUGCAGCAAUCUUCUACCAGUCCUCAUUCCUUAGUAGCUCCAUAUCGAUAUAAGAUCAAUACCGAUGCUGCACUUGAUAUUAAUCUGAAGAAGCAUAGUCUUGAUGUGGUGGUCCGAAAUGCUCAAGAUCAGGUGAUUGCUGGCAUUAUUGCUCCGGUGAUUGGGAAUGUGUCACCUGAAAUUGCAGAAGCAAAGGCUAUUCUUCUAGCUUUAGAAUGGGCUCAAAGUGUUAAUCUUCCUGUUAAUGUUGUGGAGUCUGAUUGUAAGAGUUUAGUUGAUAAAGUUAAUGGCUCUUUUUGUAAUUAUUCUGUUAUGAGUGAUCUUGUAGUACGUAUUCGACACUUGUUAUCGUUUGGUCCUGCCUUUAUACUUUCUUAUGUACCUCGUGAGUUAGAUAAAAUGGCUCACAAUUGUGCUAGGGCGGGUUUAGGACUAGAUAGUGAGUAUGUUUGGAAUGGCUGUUUGCCUUCCUGGCUUUCCUGA